AUGGAGGGUGGACUACUCAAAACGACGUCAUUUCCAUUGUUGGAACCGUCGACGACAAGUACUUGGGGAAGAACGUCGGGAACCGCUUCCAAGGUUCAAACGCUGGCUAACAUUGUCGUUUCGAUUGUUGGGACCGGCGUUUUGGCUCUCCCUUUUGCUUUUCGUGUCGCAGGUUGGCUUGCAGGAUUGCUUGCUAUUCUCGUUGGUGCCCUCUCCAACUACUAUUGCAUGCUUCUCCUUGUCAAGUGUAGGGAGAAGUUGGCAUUAGAAGUAGAAGAAGAAGAAGAUAAAGAUUCAACAAGCAAAAGAACGUACGGUGAUUUAGGUUAUGAGUGUAUGGGGACGACGGGUCGUUUUAUAGUUGAAUCCUUCCUUCUCAUAUCUUAUUGUGGAAGUUGCGUGGCGAAUCUUGUAUUCAUUGGACAGAAUCUUUCAUCGGUAAUCAAAGGCCAUCUAAACUCCUCAUUCUACAUACUUUUUCUAGUCCCACUAGAAAUCGGGUUGUCAUGGAUUAGGAGCUUGUCUUCUAUAGCACCGUUUAGCAUAUUUGCUAAUAUUUGCAAUAUACUGGCUAUGGGAAUUGUGGUUAAGGAAGAUGUGGAACAAGUUUUUAAGGGUGAGUUUUCCUUUGAUGAAAGAACGACUAUAACAUCCUAUUUGGGGGGUUUGGCCUUUGCUGGAGGCGUGGCACUGUUUUGCUUUGAAGGGUUUGGAAUGACAUUGUCUAUAGAAGCUUCAAUGAGAGACAAAACGACUUUCCCAAAAGUGCUUGCUCAUGCGUUUAAUGGGAUAGCAUUUUUGUAUGCAUUGUUUGGAUUCAUUGGUUACAUGGCUUAUGGUGAUCAAACAAAAGACAUAAUUACUCUUAAUCUCACUCAUAAUUGGUGGGCUAUAGCGGUUAAGAUGGGCAUGUGCUUCGGCCUCAUAUUCACAUUUCCCACAAUGGUUCAUCCCAUCAAUGAGAUCAUAGAGGGAAGGUUGAAGAAGAACAAAUGGUUUGAAAAGGUGGACGACAACGAUUGUCAUUCAACGACAAGAAUAGGAAUGUUUGGGAUAUAUGUGAGCCGUGGGAUUUUGGUGAUUGGGUUGGCAGUGUUGGCCUCAUUCGUGCCUGAGUUUGAUGCAUUCGUCUCCUUUUUAGGGAGUACAAUCUGUGCUCUUAUUUCAUUUGUUUUACCUGCCAUUUUGCACCUAAAGUUGUUAGGUUCUUCUCUGAAUUUCUCCCAAAAAGCCUUAGAUUUAUUUAUUUUGACCUCUGGUAUGCUUCUUGCCAUCUAUGGAAUAUAUAAUGCUAACGUUGGUGUAUGAUUCUUGAUCUGGACUGGACACC
Molecule: messenger RNA, 1330 nt
Organism: Humulus lupulus (European hop)
Lineage: Eukaryota; Viridiplantae; Streptophyta; Magnoliopsida; Rosales; Cannabaceae
Product: amino acid transporter ANT1-like
Exons: 3
Coding region: 1-1308 (435 amino acids)
Biological process (GO): amino acid transmembrane transport
Cellular component (GO): vacuolar membrane
Molecular function (GO): amino acid transmembrane transporter activity
Source: RefSeq, a predicted model, not a curated record